UGGGGAGAGCCUUAGGUGGGACCUCGGUGUUAAUAUGUUCUUUAUCAUUAAUCAGCUCCUUUAAGAGCUGAAUAUCUUGGUUCAAUAUUCAGAACUCGGAAGUUUUCCAACGUUGAAAUAGGUCCAUUUCAGUCGAACCAGGAAAGAUAGAAAAAAUGUUUGCGACGACCGAAAAUCUGCUCCCUAACAUCAUUAGACGACAGAAGUCUAGAACGAGGCCAUUUGCCAGUAUAGUUGGAGUCGAAGGUGUAAUCCGGAACGUGACAUUCUCUGACUUGGAAAAUGCCUCUAACAGAGCCGCGUGGUAUCUUCACAAGAAUAUCGCUGAUGAUCAAGUGCUCUACAUGGGCCCAAACGAUAUCCGGUAUCUUAUAUGGGUAAUUGCAGCUGUUAAGACCAGGAAAUGUGUUUUGUUUCCAUCACUUGCCAAUCAGAUCCCAGCAAACCAACGAUUCUUCCAAACAGUUGGAGCCAAGACUCUUUUAUACGCCCCUGAAGUGGCUGGUCUGUUAGGACCUCUAUUAGAGGCAACACGAGGCUCUAUCGAACAGGUUGCGACCCCAACCUACGAAGAGCUGACGAGUGAAGAUGUUGCGAUAGAGUAUCCUUUCCUUAAAUCUUAUAAUGAAGUUAAAGAUACCCGAUUCAUGGGUCUUCAUACGUCAGGAACAUCAGGCCAUCCUAAACCCAUCUACUGGACUAACUCCGCCCUCACUACGAUUCCUGCAUUUCUUGACCCUGACGUCAAGGACAGCGACAGGAAUGGAUCGAAUCUGAUGUUCGAUCUCUUCCAAGGGAACAAUAUACUUGUUCCAUUCCCACUAUCUCACUUUGGUGGUAUGGGGUCAUCUCUGGGCUCCAUUUACUGCGACAACACAAUAGUCCUCCCAGUACCGGGCGUGCGGCUAACUCCCGAAAAUUACACACUCCUUCUACAGCAUGGCAAGUGCACGUCGACUGCCACGCCUCCUUCCAUAUUAGAAGCGAUGCUUAAUUACCCCCUUGGAGUGGAAGCCUUGGCCAGCCUUAAAUGUGUUGGCUACACAGGCGGACCUGUAAAUCCUAACCGCGGGGAGAUUCUAGCUAAUAAGAUACCACAUCUCUUCCCUAUUCUAGCUAGUACCGAAGGUGGAAUUGGGCGCUUCGUUUCCUCAGGGGAUAGCUCGCACUGGAAUUCGUUCAAGUUUGUCGACGUAGGCCAGCGAAUGGAGGAAGUGGCACCGGGAAUUUACGAGCUGGUAUACCCCCGAACCGAUCUCAUCAACCGAGUGCACGCCUAUUUCCACACGCACCCCCACUUGAAACUGGAGUUUCGCACUUCCGAUCUAUUCUCACCCAUAGAUGAUAAAAAUGAGUGGUGGGUAUACAAAGGCCGGGCCGAUAAUUGGAUUGCCAUGUCCAACGGUCUCAAGAUGGAUCCCUCGGAAAUAGAACACGACAUCGCUUCGCAUCCAGAUGUCAUCGGCGUCGUAGUAGCUGGCGCCCACCGUUUCCGCUUAUGUGUGUUGAUCGAAUUGAACAAGCCGGUAGACGAUCAAUCCUUAGACAACAUAUGGCCGAUUAUCGAGGAAGCGAAUAAGAAAGCGCCGAAAUUCGGACGACUUCCGAAAGAAUUGGUUCUAUUCGCGACACCAGAAAAGCCAUUCCUACGAGCUGGAAAGGGUACCAUUCAACGCAGGUUGACCAUCCAGGCUUACGAGGUAGAAAUCAAUCGGCGGUAUGAUGAGGUUGAGGAAGGCUUGCUUACUAGUGGCAUACCCCUACCUGCAUCGAUCGAGCCUAAGGAUUUGAUUCCUUUCUUAAAGGAGUUAUGUUCGGAGACUCUACUUGAUGAGAAUGCAGGUGGUGAUAUUGGCGUUGAUGACGAUAUCGUUGCGUUUGGCCUCGAUUCUCUGUCGUCGUUUGUCCUCUUAGCGCGUUUGAAAGCUGCGUUGCGGAAAUACGGCGUCGAGACUGAGAAAGUGCACCUUGUUAACAAUAAGUUAUUAUACACCGCACCGACAAUCCGACAGCUAGCUGAGAAGUUGUCUCAACUACUAUCUACGACCGGACAAUCGAGUGAGGCAGUUACUGAUAGCCAUGAUGUGACGAUUAAAUUACUGGAGAAAUACGGUGCCGAACUUCAGAAGCUUGGAAAACCCAAUGCAUUUAAAGCAGGAGGAAAAUCCGAUGGUGAGGUUGUAUUACUGACUGGAUCAACGGGUUCCCUCGGCUCGCACAUUCUGGCUUCACUUCUUGCUAAGAGUGACGUGAAGAAAAUAUUCUUACUUAACCGAAAUGGAGACACUAAGUCACAAUCCGCCUCCCUUAAAUCUCGAGGCCUGCCAAGUUCGCUGGUCGACGAUAAGCGCGUUGUCUUUUUCAAGAUCAAGCCCACAGAACCAAAGUUCGGGCUCUCAGAUGGAGACUACGCGUCGCUUUCGCAAGAGACUACAGCUGUCAUCCAUAACGCAUAUCCGGUCAACUUCCUUCUCAGCGUCCAGUCUUUCGAGCCGCAAUUCCAAUUCUUGCUGAGUCUGCUUAAGUUGGCGGUUGAUAGCCCGCAGAAUCCCGCAGUGCUGUUCGUGUCUAGCAUCACUGCCGCGACACCAGCGACCGUAGGCGCAGAUGGCGAAGCAAUACCAGAGGAAGUUCUGCACCCAGAGAAAGCUAGAGGCUUACUUCAACAGGGUUAUGCUCGAUCGAAAUACGUUUGCGAGCGUCUUCUGGCCAAUUAUGCAUCUCACUUGGGAGGAAGGGCUUCGGUGCUCCGAGUUGGUCAGGUAUGCGGCCCAUCUUCAGGGACAGGAAUAUGGAAUAUGUCAGAAUGGGUACCAUCUCUAGUUCUAAGUUCCAAAUUCCUUGGCGCUAUCCCGGAGUCUUUGGGUAGCCUUGAAGUGAAUUGGGUGCCUGUCGACAAGUUGGGCGACAUAGUCGCCGAGAUCGUAUGCGAUGCCUCACAACACGAAAAGCCAGAAGAAUUCCAAGUAUUCAACGUCGUCAAUCCCGCGAUAACCUCUUGGGGCGCGCUACUCCCAGCGCUCAAAGCGAUUGGGUCUGUGGAUGUCGUAUCCGCUUCUGAAUGGAUCGACAGGCUUGAAAAAAGCGACAAGGAUCCCCACAUCAUCCCUCAGAACCCCGCCGCCAAGAUCGUGGACUUUUACAAACAGACAAUGGUGGUGGAUGAGCAAAAAGCAGCGAAGAUCGAAGUUGCGAAUCUCCUACGUGCAAGUCAGACUGCAGCGAAUCUGCCGCCGAUCGAUCAAGGACAUAUGGCACGGUGGAUGCAGGGCUGGGGAUUGUAACGGAUGUGUUUACCAGGUUUCUUGAAGACCCCGCAUGUAACAAUCUACUUCAGUGU
Hypoxylon trugodes is the source of this 3340-nucleotide messenger RNA. RefSeq lists its product as uncharacterized. Lineage: Eukaryota; Fungi; Ascomycota; Sordariomycetes; Xylariales; Hypoxylaceae. The transcript is spliced from 3 exons. The coding region runs from base 156 to 3284 and encodes 1042 amino acids. The record is from RefSeq and is a predicted model, not a curated record.